AUUAGCAAUAUACGCCAGUGUCUGUCUGUGCCACUGAAUCAUCAAUGAAGAGAAGAGAGAGAGAAGAUCAUCACCAUAGCAAUACUGCACUUAGAAAGGGCACUUGGAGUGAAGAAGAGGAUCGCUUGCUCAGAGAAUAUGUAGACAAGUAUGGUCAAGGCAACUGGAAGCACAUCACUUCCAAAACAGGGCUUCGCCGUUGCCGGAAGAGUUGCAGGUUAAGAUGGUUGAACUAUCUUCGACCAGACAUCAAGCGCGGCAGCUUUGGAGUUGAUGAGGAUGAUCUGAUUAUCAGACUCCAUAGACUCUUGGGCAACAGAUGGACUCUAAUUGCAGGAAGGAUUCCAGGAAGAACAUCCAAUGACAUUAAAAACUAUUGGAACACUUACUUGAGCAAGAAGAUUCAAUCAGAAGCCGACAAAAGUGCAGGCUUGGUGAAACAUAACACCUGUACUUCAGCCGUGCAUUCUGAGACAUUGGGAAGUGAGUUUGAGACCUGCUCAGAACAAAAACAAGGAGAUGAGGAAGAAGAAGAUACAGUAUCAUUCUGGAGGAGACUUUUGUUAGAGGGAGAAUAUAGGGAACUUGAUUUGAGAGUGAAAAACAAAGAGAUAUUGCAGGUUGAACACGAAGAAGAAGAUGAUGACGACUUGUUUCAGGGGCUGGAUGAUUUGCUUCAUGAUGUGGACAUUUUAGAUUGCUUUGCUUAA
Molecule: messenger RNA, 710 nt
Organism: Vitis vinifera (wine grape)
Lineage: Eukaryota; Viridiplantae; Streptophyta; Magnoliopsida; Vitales; Vitaceae
Product: transcription factor WER-like
Exons: 3
Coding region: 45-710 (221 amino acids)
Source: RefSeq, a predicted model, not a curated record